GGGGGCUGCCGUGAGGCGGGCGGAGGGGGAAGCGAGGCGGCGCUGGCGCUGCUGGCGCUAGCCAGGGGCGCUGUGCUGGGAAGAAGAGAAGGCGCGGGCUGGCUGCCGGGCUCUCUUCCCCGGAGGGAAUGGCGGAUGCCGUGAUCCGCAGUGGCGGCGAGAUGGAGCCGGAGCAGCAUCAGCGGAUGGAGAAGACCAGCGCGGGCGUCCCCGGAGCGGAGAGUAACAGAGCAGGAGCCGCUGAGGACACUACACAAAAUGGCGGACGCUCUGAGAGCGGUAGCGCUGGGGAGGCGCUGCUGGUGGCUGCUGUUGCUGCAGAGGACAAGGUCCCCACAAACCUCAGCAUCAGUAGCGGCAGCCAGCGCAGGAGCAGCAUCUCGACGGCAAAUGAGCAGCAGCAGCCGCCCAGCGGUGUGCUCAGGGGGCCGCCCCCUCUCCCUAAGCCCCCAGAAGACCAGCAGCCUCUUAGGAGGAACUUUCAGAUCCCCAGGAAGAGCAGAGAAAAGAAAGCACUUUUUCAGCCAGUAUUUCCAGGUUCUCGAGAAUUUGAGGAUAUUAUAAAGAUUCUACAUUCUUCCUACUUGGAUCACAAUUCAAUGUCCAAUUUUAAAUACAGGAGAGCCAGCUUAGUUCAUAGUGAACUGUUGGAAAAGGAAUUCACAGAAAAGCGCAGAGAGCUGAGGUAUGAUGGGCGCCCGGAGAUGGAGCUCUCAGAAAGUUACGCGUUCCUCAUGGUGGAUCUGUGCCAGAUUCGGAGCAUAUGUGAAAAGGGACUGCAGGUUGGCCACUCCAAAAUCACAGUUCUUGGCAGCCCUUCCAUGGGUGUAUAUAUCUCCAAGUAUGCUGAUUUGUUGCAGCCUAAUCCUCUAGAAUUUGGAGCAACGGGAGAUGUGAUUAUUUUUAAAAUAAUAAAGGGAAAAAUGAAAAGCAUAUAUGACCACAUUGGUAUGAAAGCAAUGGAAUCAACUGUCAGGAGUGUGUUGGAUCCCACCCCAAAGCACGAGUGUCAUGUUUCAAAGAAUGCAGCUAAAGUCACCUCCUUGUUUGCUUACCGAGCCUACGAACUUACUCAGUUCUACUUUUAUGAAUACAGCUUUGAUGAGAUCAGGCGAAGACCAAGACACGUUUGUCCUUAUGCUGUUGUUUCAUUUACUUAUAAAGGUGACAUGGUACAAGGACCAAAAUCUGUGCCUCCAUCAAGAGCAAACACCUUCCAUGCAGAUAGAAGUACAGAGAAACCUAAUGUUACAUUGUGGAGGGGACAGCUUUGGAUUAAAGGCAAACUUGUGUGUCACGUUUCCCUAAAAUCAGCACAACCUUUCCUUCCAUGCAAGCUUCCUGAGAAGCUUGAGGUUGAAAAAGUUGCAAGCAUUGAUCAGCUGAAGAAAAAAAUUUCACCAUCAUCGUUCUUAAAAGAAACUUACCAAGACAGAAAAGAAGUGCGGAAGAAUGGCCUGUACUGUAGCCUGUAUGAAGUUGUGGAGAAGUCCCGUUCUGGGAGUCACUUAGAGGGUUUACUUCAAAAACUAGAGAAAGAGAAUCUUGUCCUUGUGAAGCCACUUGUGGACAGAGGAUUUCUUUUUCUUCUUUCUCCUGGGCAAAUGAUGUCCCCUUAUGACCACCAGAGUGGACGGUCCCGUGUGCUUCAUGCAUUGUUUCUGUUUCCAGAGUCUAGAGAUGUAAUUUAUUCAGCACAAGAAAGUGUUCCAUAUGGAACACAGAAAAAUUCAACUACCGAGAAAAAGGAAAUAGUUCGAGAGUUCACAAAGUUGAUUCAGUCUCUGCAUUUUGCUUUGAUCCAGUCCCGCAGACACAGCGGUACAGAUUUCAAUGCUGUUGUGAAAAAGUGCAUGUAUGAGUACUUUAAAAAACUCUACAAUGGCCCUGGAAGAGGUAGAGAAUUUACAUUUCGUGAGUACUCAGCACAUCUGGAUGACAAAACAGCUCUGCAUCCUGCCCCAAAAUACAAAGGUCACAUUAGCAGUUGCUUGCAGAACUAUAUUUUCGGUUGUGAGGCCUAUCAGCUCCCUGUUUCCAGUGCUAAGGAGCUGCUGGAUAGAAAUCGGAAGCCUCAGCGCUUCAGUCCCAUCUCAGGUUAUGAAGCUACAGAAGACUACUCUGACUUUGCCAAGGCAAAAUGCAGGAAAAGAAUCCAUCCCAGAUAUGAAGCCACUGCUGUCAAAAAAAAACUGCCUCCUUUUGGAGACUAUGAUACUGAAAGACUCAAAGAUCUUAUUAACUUGAUCCAGUGUAGGAAGAAAAACGUUGGUGGAGAUUCUGAUUCUGAAGACCCCAGAAUUAGAAGUGGUCUGAAAAGAAAGCUGGAAAAACAAUCUGAAAAUUUGCAGAAAUACCUAAAAAUGAGUGACUCUUCAGAGAAUAUUUUUCAGUACAAAGGGGGCAGAACCUUGGAUUCACCACACUCUGUGUUCUCAACGAAUUCUGACCAUGGUGGCCACGAGGGUGACUUCAGGCAGGUGGAUGUGUCCAACGCCGACAUCGAAGCGCUGCUGGAGAAACUGGCGUCUCCUGGCCACCAGGACCAGGCGCUGGCACAGUAUGUCACUCAGGCCUUAGCAAUGGACACUGAGGAAAUUGAAGAGUAUGUGAGACAAAAAUACGGCUAUGAAUCCAUUGCAGCUCAGGACAGAGAUGAUCGUGAGCUUCCUAACACUGCCCGGGCUGACAGUGUUGCCUUCAAGGACCCGCAGAGCCCGGCCAUGCUGGAGACUGAUGUGCUGUGCUUGCCCUGCCCCAUCGAUGUCGGUCUGCAGCUCCCACCCAACGAAGCACCCCUUGAGCACACACUGCAUUUACAAGAAAGAAGCACUGAGAGUACCUUUGAAGACUGCAGUCCCUGUCCUAGUGCACCUACAGAACAUGGCUAUCUCAGGCAACAUCCCUGCUCCAGUAAUCUAGGGGAAGUCGGAAUGCACUGGAAACUUAUCCCAAUUACAGGUCUGAAAACACCAGAAGAGCCACUGGAAUACUUGCCACCAAUGGAUGCACUUCCUAAUGACCCCCGGGUAGUAAAUAGACAGAGAAAUUCUGAUUAUCAAUUGCCAUGCUCUCCAUUUUCAGACACACAGAAGGGGACAGCAGAAGAUGGACAUUUCACAGGACAAGUGGAGAAACCUGAAGAUCAGUAUGAACUAACAGAUCAACCUUUUACAGCUAAGCAUUCCAUUAGUGCAGUAAUAGAGACAACAUUGUUAGAAGAAAAUAAGCUCUUUGCAAGAAAGAUUCAAGAAAUUUUGCAGCAAAAAAACAUUCCUUAUGUCAGUGACAUGUCCACACCAGUCCUUUCGGCCCAGGAGAGGAUAAUGAGACUUUCUGAACACAUCUGUUUGCAGGCAUCAGAGAUUUCUGUCCAAGAAUAUAUAGAGAGCCUGAGUGAGAAGCUGAAUAGUGUCAUUUUGGCUUCUUCGUGCAUGAAGCAGACUCCCCCAGUUGAUUCUAGUCCUGGAGCACUGGAGGUGGUGAGCAGCACUGCCCCCGGGCCUGUGCCUGACACGCUGGCCGUGUGCAGGGACAGUGACACGGCGCCAGUCCCAGAGCCACUGUGCAAUGACCUGGGGGAAGAGCUGCAUUCGCACGAGCAGCCUUCAGCAAGCCUACCCCUAGGGAAGGAGAAAAUGCCUCAUGGGAAUGCUAAACCAGAGGAUCAGACUUCUUCUGGUGGUGAUCUCGUGGAACCACCAGAGAAGACUCAGAAAUCCCCUGAGAACUUAAACAUUUCAAUUCAACCAGCUUCUGAUUUCAUAAGCCAGUUAAAACCUGAAUUAUUUACCAGUUUGGUCAAAAUCAUGGCACGCGUACAGAAAAGCACUCUCAAAUUUUAUAUUCAUGAAGAGGAGGAAAGUGCUCUCUGCAGAGAAAUCAAGGAAUAUCUUAGAAAGUUAGGGAACACAGAGUGCCAUCCAGAGGAGUUCCUUAAAAGAGAUAAUUUGGAUAAACUGUUGAUCAUUAUCCAAAAUGAAGACAUUGCCAACCUCAUCCAUAAGAUCCCUAGCCUGGUGACUCUGAAGAGGCUCUCCUGUGUCAGCUUUGCAGGGGUCGAUAGUUUGGAUGAUGUGAAAAAUCGCACUUAUAAUGAGCUGUUUGUGUCUGGGGGUUUUGUCGUGUCAGAUGAGUCUGUCCUUAACCCAGAGUCCAUCACUCCAGAUAAACUAAAACAAUUCCUAAAAUUUCUGGAGGAUCUUAAUACCCCAGAUGGGAAAUGGCAAUGGAAAGUCCACUGCAAAAUACAAAAAAAGCUCAAAGAGCUGGGGAGGAUAAAUGCCAAUGCCCUGAACUUACUCACCCUUCUGAACACCUAUCAAAAGAAGUACUUGGUUGAGAUUAUGUCUUACCAUAACUGUGAUUCUCAAAAUCGAAAUGCUCCAGAACUUGAGUGUCUCAUCAGGCUUCAGGCUCAAAACAUACAACAGAGACAUGUUGUCUUCCUAACAGAAAAGAAUCUGAAAACUCUCUCGAGUUACGUUGACAAUGGCAUAGUGGUUGCUGCUGUUGAUGACUUUAUGCGUAACUUUAAAAGCCUCAUUGGGUUUCACAACUCUGUUACUGAGCAGAAUCACCUUCCUCCCUGCAGUGCUGGCCAAAGACAAUCAGAUGCUGUUUUGACAUUGUCCCCUUUGGAGCUGGGAGUUGGGAUUUCCCAGCACUAAAUAUGAGCACGGUGUGCAGAAGCUUUUAGCACCGAGUAACUGGACACUCCCACAGAGGGUUAAGUGUGUGUGUUGAGUAAGUGAACACGAGUGGCAGAAGACCAAGACUUAAAGUGCUGUUGGACUGGCAGACCUGAAGUGUAACACUGUGAGUAGUGUAUGGCCUUUUUAACCAAAGUUUAUAUUUCAAUAGAAUAGAACUUUCUCUCUCUUUUAAUGUAGUUCUUGUAGAAAAGGAUGAAAAGGAUGAGGAGGACAUGUCUCUGGAUUCAGGGGAUGAAUUGUCAGAAAUAGAAAUCUGCAGUGGUGCCUCUAAGUAUGAUACUCAUGUGGAAACUUUGCAGACAGAGGCCAAGGGCCCACAUGGAGUAGAUGCUAAAGAAAGCUCCUUAUCAGUUACAGAGUUACCUCCUGAAGCACAAACUGCCCUUGGGGAAAAGACUUACAAAACUGACUUGGAAGAGAAGCAGCCAAUUACUACAGUUUCUACAACAUGCUCUGCUGAAGGAGAAAAACACAAUGCAGUUGAACAAACUCCUUUCAGUAACUUCCAGGUUUAUAGCAGACAAUUAAACAUGUCCCAUCAAUUCAGCCACUUUAAUGUCCUCACUCAUCAGACUUUUCUGGGAACAACAUACCAAAUUUCUCCUGUAAAUCAAAACCAAGACGGGAGCAAUUAUUUUCUAUCUGCCUACCAUCAGAGCAUGGAUACAGAGAAGUCAUUGUCACCUGGUGGCUGGGAUAGCUGCUGUGAUUCUUCCAGGUCAUAUUCAGAACAGAAAUGAACUCUUAAGGCUCUUUUUCUAAGUUGCUGUGGACUUCUCUGUUUCUAAAAUGUUGGAUUAACGAUUUCUAUUUUAUUCUGGAACAAAAUGUUUCUUGUUAUCUCAAAUGUUUUCAUGUUCUAUUUAAAUCCUUGAUGGCCUGUCCCUGUUGGAACCAUCUGAAAAUUUAAAUAAAUACAUAUAUUUUUUAACGUUUACUGUACUUGAAUUAUCUUGUUUGUUGGCACUUUUAAGUUUCUACAUUUGUAUUUGACCUGUUACCUGAACUUCAGUUGGAGGUCUGUUUAAUGUAAACCUGAAUGUAUGCCUAAAAUAUGUGAAAGAUCCACUUGGUUUUUUUUCUUAACCACAAGAGUAUCCAAGUCAUGUUUCUUUACAUAAAUAUUAAAAUUAAUGUAUUUAUUUGACAUGGACACAAAUUUUGUAUGAUGUUUUUACAUAGCUCUAAGGCAGUGUACUUAUUUUCAUGACUAUAUACUGGAUUUUGGCUAAAUACCUCAAUUAGAAUAACCAUAACCAAUGGUGCAGUUACAUUACAAAAAAGUCAAAUAAACUCUUAAUGCACAAGGGACUUGCUAA
Messenger RNA from Taeniopygia guttata (zebra finch), 6034 nucleotides. It is a transcript of the gene TASOR, whose product is annotated as transcription activation suppressor. Lineage: Eukaryota; Metazoa; Chordata; Aves; Passeriformes; Estrildidae. The record is from RefSeq and is a predicted model, not a curated record. Gene Ontology annotation, biological process: protein localization to heterochromatin; negative regulation of gene expression, epigenetic. Gene Ontology annotation, cellular component: heterochromatin; nucleoplasm. Gene Ontology annotation, molecular function: chromatin binding.